GCUGCAGGACGACACCAGUGCAACUAUCUAAUCAGUCUGCAGAAACAAGAAUUUCUUCUGCAGGGCGGGGAACCAAACUGGUUAAAGGGGCUAAAGUAUAUUCCCCAGAAGUUGAGAAAUUUAAAUGAUAUCAACAAAAUAUUAGCCCACAGACCUUGGCUGUUGUGUAGAUCUCAUAUCGAGUGUGGAUUAAACCAAGAACUCGAUCAUGUUGUAGAUUUCGAAUACCACAACCAGAAUUUACCUACGCUUGGAACCAAAACGAAUAGCAUUAGUAAAACCAAACCCAAAGAUAUACCUAUUAAAGAUAUAGUUCAAGACUGGAAAUCUACACCCGUAAGUACUCCACCAUCACCGACUACAGAACCAGAGGUUAGAAUUUCAACUUUGAUGCAGCGCAUGAAAACUCUCUCCGAACAACAGCGAGAGUGUAAACCUGAGGAACUGGCCAAACGUUUUGAAAGCAUUGAAACUCAGUCAGCAGAAAUUGGUGCUGUAGGAUCCCGAACCCAGUACACCACUACAUCUAUAGAAUGUUACGUUGAUGAUGCCAGUUUUAAUUACAUCGAUUUCGUAAAGAGAGGUGAUACCCAAGAUAUUCCCACCUUUAGAGUCCAAGAUUAUUCCUGGGAUGACCAUGGGUACUCCUUAGUGAACAGGCUUUACAAUGACGUAGGUAAUCUUCUUGACGAUAAAUUCAGAACUGCAUAUAACCUGACAUACUACACAAUGGGAGGUCGCAAAGAUGUGGAUACGUCAAAGUUUCGUAGAGCCAUUUGGUAUUACAUUCAGUGUUUAUUUGGGAUACGCCAUGAUGAUUACGAUUAUGGUGAGAUCGACGCCUUAGUGGAAAGAACCUUGAAAACGUUUAUUAAAAGCGCUACAUGUUACCCUGAAAGAGUAACGAAAAAGGAUUACGACAAAGUCCUCAGAGAAUUCCAGCACAGUGAAAAGGUGCACGUGAACCUCAUGAUUUUAGAGUCUAGAAUGCAGGCAGAGCUGCUGUACGCACUGAGAACCGUCAAUUACUACAUGACCAAUUGAACUAUGAUGGAAGGGUACCUGCAUUUCUAUGUUGCCUGCUCGUAUGGAAGAAGUCGUCACCUUUUCUUAUUAGGAUGACAGCUUGAAAUGUAUGAUCAAGGCCAGAAAGGAUGUAUAUAAGAUUAACAUGGCUACAUCUGUCAAUUAGAUGACUGGCGUCUGUGUAUCUGAAGAUCUAGGAUUAUGAAGCACAAGUACGACUAGUCACAAACUGAGCUUGUUCAAGCUCCAUCAUUUGUACAAUGGCACUGAUAGUGUCCGCAGGUGUGGUGAAACUUAUAUAGUCUGCUUCGUGUUUAAAAUCUGAAAUGAGAAUUUUGUACUUUAUAACAUAUUUGUUUUAUGCAACAGGAUCAGAAACGAUAUCAUACAGUGCUAUAGUUUUCUUUGUUGUCUUAAGGUAUUUUAUUAGAAUGUUGUAAGGGACAUCAAAAAUUUCAUGUGAUGUUUUGAGUUCAUAAUGAAUUAUCUUCAUUUUACUGUUUAAGAUACCUAGUUAUUUUUAAUAUUUGAACAAUUAUAAUAAUAUUUUUAUAAUUGUCUUUUUCUACUGUUUUUUAUUCGUCACGACAGUGGGAAAAGGAGAACUUCCAAACAUACAUAUUAAAUAUGUGACCACAUUUGUAAAUAAAUUGAAAUCUAUAUAACUUUUUAAUCUCUGUAUAUCAUGUACAUAAGUUUGAUUCUGGAAGUUGGUGCUCUCUUGAGGAUAUUUUGCAACAUCUGAACACAUGAUGACUUCCAUUCUUUUUUAAACGAACUGGUUUAUUAAGUCAUCAAAGACAAAAGUGAAAAUCCUUAUAAACGCUAAUGACUUCCAUCCUUUUUUUUACGCAUCGGAUCGUUAAUAGUGCAUCGAAAAUACUGAAAAUCCAUUUAUCAUUAUUGCAGGGGCAGUGAUUGAAUAUUCAUUUCGCUAAAUGUAACAUUGUAGUUUGUCUACAUAUUGAAGGGUUGAAAAUUACUGAGUUUGCAGUUUCGCUAUUUUUCAUAACCUAAAUUUCAUGUCUUGAUCUCAGUAUUAAUAAUAUUUUCUUUAGUAUAAUUUCACUGCCAUUUAGUUUGUAUUUUAAUGGUCUCUUCUCCUUCUCAUUAAAUUUCUGGAAUGAAUUUUGAAAAAAUUAUUUUCGGACUGGUCUAAUCAAGAAGGAGAAUGUUAAAAUAAAUGACCAUUCUGUAGAUUGAGUAUGAGUUCAAUAAUUUCCAUCAACACCACAGUCAUAUAUGUCAAAUUGUGAUGAAUUUGUCUUAAUUAUAUGGGAACAAGCACAUUUCGAAAUCGUUCAUUUCUAGUAGUCCCACAUUUGAAAACUUAUCAGAACAGCAUAAUCAAGUUGUCAGUUUCAUCUGAAAAUUAUUUAUUGAAUGUAUCUGAAAACACUUCCAACGUCCAAAUUUAUGCCACAAUUGUUAAAAUGUACAAGAAAACUUCAUUAACUUAACUCAAACACCAUAAUUUAUAUUAUUCAUACCCACCAAAUAUGAAAGGAAUUUUUCAUUUCUUUCAAUGUUUAAUUGAACUUUCAGCUGCUUAUUAAAUAAAUGUUGAUUAUAACAUGAAGAUACAUUUCAAAAUUAUCAAAUAGGAAUGAAUGUCAUUCUGAAAUAUAUAAUUUCUAAUUUGUCUCUGACCAAUUAUUUUUUCAAAAACGAGAUUUUUCAUUAAUAACAUAAAACGAAACGCAGAACUUUGAAACCCUGUGAAUAUUCCAUGGCUUCAAAGUCGAAGCCGAAACUUCGAACAUCAGACGCGGUUCAACUCGGACUUCAGAGAUUCUUGUUGCCAGAUAAUUAACAAAUGAAACAUAUAUUAACUGUGCUAAAAGGCACUGAAAAAUUCGAUCUCUCAACCAAUAUGAGAAACAUUGUUAAUAGUUGCUUCCAAUUAUGGGAGUACCAUAAAUUUUCAUAAUUGUUCAUGCAAUACUUUUCAAUAUAUUUGAUACCAGAAUAAGAGAAUUUGCAAAGUUCAAAGAGAAUUUGUGGUAUUCCAUAAUGUUGCGCUAAAUCAAGUAUAUUUAUUUCUUAUUAUUAUAGUUAUUAUUGAACUCAACACUCCAAACAUAUUUAUCAAUAUUGGAUAUAUGUAUUUAGGAAGAAAUCAUUCAAAUUCUAAUAUUGUAAUUAUGUAGAAAGUAAUGCUGUGAUGUUUCAACUUGUGUAUUUCUUUGAAACAAUAUUUUUGUAUGUUCGGCGUUUUUUUUCAAAAAUAUUAAUGUUAAGCUUACAAUCUCUUGUGAUUUUUUUUAUUUGUAAGUUUCUCAAGUAACAUCAAUUCAGUUUGUGUUAUCAUUUACGAAAGAAUCAUAAUAUAGGAUGAAGAUGCAAAAAGUACAAAUUGUGAUGAACUGAAUUAAUUGCAAAAGGAUUUCAUAACACUGCAACAUGUAGCGUUUCAGCAUUGAUUGAUUCUCGACAUGUUUCAAUCACCCAGUGAGAGAUCGAUCAGUCUACCCUUGAACGUUAUGAGAUUCUCGAUUGGAGCCAAGUAAUGUUGUAGUGGGGACUUCUCCAUUUGUGAUAUUUUUCUGAAUGUGAUUACUGUGUAAUAGAUUUUUAGAUUGUUUCAAUUGAAUACUUACGAUAUAAGUUUUGUUGAUGUUUAACCAUAGACUUUUAGUGAGAUGUUUUUAAUUCAAUUAAUCAACUUCAUAUGAAUAUAGUAGUUUCAUGAUACUUGUUGUUUCAUUCGACGAUGGAUGAGUCACUGAAGAAACCACUUUAUCAUCGACAUAAUCCAAGACUUUUCAAUCUAUACAGGCUCUAAUAAAGACAGUUCAAGUAU
Molecule: messenger RNA, 3829 nt
Organism: Leptinotarsa decemlineata (Colorado potato beetle)
Lineage: Eukaryota; Metazoa; Arthropoda; Insecta; Coleoptera; Chrysomelidae
Gene: Sesn
Product: Sestrin
Biological process (GO): regulation of response to reactive oxygen species; positive regulation of macroautophagy; cellular response to L-leucine
Cellular component (GO): nucleus
Molecular function (GO): oxidoreductase activity, acting on peroxide as acceptor; L-leucine binding
Source: RefSeq, a predicted model, not a curated record